Molecule: messenger RNA, 1472 nt
Organism: Leptidea sinapis
Lineage: Eukaryota; Metazoa; Arthropoda; Insecta; Lepidoptera; Pieridae
Exons: 2
Coding region: 366-1472 (368 amino acids)
Source: RefSeq, a predicted model, not a curated record
AAUUUAAAAUAUAAAUUCUCUACAAUAUUCAUAUUAUAUAUUUUUGUUAUUUUGUUUAAUAUAGCUAUAUUGUUUGUUUAAUAUAGCUAUAUUGUUUGUUUAAUAUAAAUUAUGAUUUAGACCGACGUACCUAACUAGUAAAAAGAUUAUAUUAGCCUAGCUCAGGUGUAUUUUGCACUUACGAGUUUUCAGAAGCAGUGAGAAUGGGUGAAAAGUGAAAAGAAUUAAUAAUAUUUAUAAAGUUUAUUAAAGGCCUAUUAUAUGCAAGAAAACUGAUGAUGAUUAAAGUCAAUGACUAAUUUUAGUGAAAAGUACUAAUAUUAUGAAAAGUAUAUGAUUUUACAUUAUCUAAUAUCUACGUCGAAAUGUUGUUACGAUCAUACUCAAAAACAAGAAAUAGCUUACUUCUCUGUUCAAAACAAUGUGUACCUGUAAAAUCAUACAAUGCCGUUUACAGUCGUUUUUUCAGUGAUGAAAUUUUGGAUCACAAUAAAAAUAUAAUAAAUGGUACUAUAUUGAUAGAGAAUGGAUAUAAUGUUCAAGAGCUGCCUGUGGUUAUAAGAAAAAUUAAAGAUCUGCCUGAAUUAGAUUCGUCAUUAAUUAAAAAAGCACCCGAAGGUUCCAGUGAAUCGAUAAAUUACCAUUUGAUACAAGAAGAGUUCAAACAAUGUAUGAAUCUACGAGAUAUAUUCACACUUAUUAACAAAUGCACCAAGAUUACUCCUAAUAUUGCUCUUGGAGCAAUUGAAAGAAUCUAUGAAUUGGAGAAAAACCCACUUACAUUACCAAUUGAUACUCAAAAUGAUCACAUAAAUUAUGCAAAAGAUGCCAUAUUAGAGAAACUGUUAAAAGUUGUAAUGAAGACUGAAGAAACACAGACAAUAAUAAAUAUUCUUAAGACAAGUUCAACAUUGAUUGAACCAUAUAAAUUCAAAUUUUGUGAUGAACUUCUACUACGGGUAAUUGAUAGUAAGCUCUCAGUAGAACAAUUAUGUGAGUUUGCUAAAUUCCUCACAGAAAAUAGUAAAGAGCCAAAGUAUCAUGAAAUGAUUGAUAAAUUGUGGGUUGGGUUUAAAGAAAAGGAAGAUCAGAUUAAUGAGACAAAUAUUGUUGAUAUAUUUAAAGCGCUGUCUGGUUUUAAAGUGAGCAAAAAAAUUAUAACUCUGCUGGUGGAACACAAACUGGCAGAGUUGUGGCCUCAAAUUAACACUGAUUCUAUGCAAGUUAUUAUGGACGUAAUAAUUACUGAAAAAUACUUUUCAUUUCAAACACUAGCAAUAUUGGCGAACUGGUUUUAUGCAAACAUACAUGCCUUUAAUGAAGAGACAAUGCUGGAAAUUCUAACCAAAUUUAUGAAGCUUGAUUAUUAUAAUGAACAAGUUGAGAGAGCCUUAGAGAAAUAUUUACGGUUCAAAAGAGAGAAAAUUCAAUCAUAUGUUUUUAUAAAAAACUUUCACAUACUGAAGAGAUAG